GAACCGGAAGCUACGGCGGCUGAGAGAUCCCGUUGGAAACAAAACAAGCGACUCCUGUAGGGCGAGACUCGGGAACUGAUUUAGCCGAGCUCUCGUUGGAAGGAAGAGUAGAACUGCAAGAGGUUUUGUAUUUUUGUGGGAAAGUGAAGUGUGUGCAUAAGGCUGCUCUAAUGACGGAGCUAUCUGCACCCUUACCCUACUUCCAGAAUGCACAGAUGACAGAAGAUAGCCAUAUGAGCAAUACAGUACGAAACCAGAAUGAUGGCAGGGAAAGACAACGCCAUGAACAUAGUGAAAGGCGGCGGCACGGUAACCCUGAGUCAGAGACCAAUGGACAACCCCAGGGUGGCACAAGGCAGGUGGUGGAACAUGAUGAUGAAGAAGAUGAAGAGUUGACUUUAAAAUAUGGUGCCAAACAUGUGAUCAUGCUGUUUGUGCCAGUUACACUCUGCAUGGUUGUGGUUGUGGCCACUAUCAAAUCUGUCAGCUUUUAUACCCGGAAGGAUGGACAAUUAAUUUAUACUCCAUUCACUGAAGAUACAGAAACUGUAGGGCAGAGGGCACUACAUUCCAUUCUGAAUGCUGCCAUCAUGAUCAGUGUUAUUGUGGUUAUGACCAUCCUGUUGGUGGUACUUUAUAAAUACAGGUGCUAUAAGGUGAUCCAUGCCUGGCUUAUAAUUUCCUCUCUCUUGUUGUUGUUCUUCUUCUCAUUCAUUUAUUUGGGUGAAGUAUUCAAAACCUACAAUGUUGCCAUGGACUAUAUCACUCUGGCACUCGUGAUUUGGAAUUUUGGCGUGGUAGGAAUGAUUUGCAUCCACUGGAAAGGACCUCUUCGGCUCCAGCAAGCCUAUCUCAUUAUGAUCAGUGCUCUCAUGGCUCUGGUAUUCAUAAAGUACCUUCCUGAAUGGACUGCAUGGCUCAUCUUGGCUGUAAUUUCGAUAUAUGAUUUGGUAGCAGUUUUGUGUCCAAAAGGUCCAUUACGUAUGCUUGUUGAAACAGCUCAGGAAAGAAAUGAAACUCUCUUCCCAGCUCUUAUUUAUUCCUCAACAAUGGUGUGGUUGGUAAACAUGGCAGAAGGAGACCCAGAAGCUCAAAGAAGAGUUUCCAAAAAUUCUAACUACAAUGCACAAACUCCAGUAAACCAGAAUUCCAGCAAUGUCACUGACAGUGAUGAUGGCGGUUUCAAUGAAGAGUGGGAAGCUCAAAGGGAUCGUAAUCUGGGGCACCACCAGUCUACUCCAGCAUCCAGGGCUGCUGUGCAGGAGCUUCCUGGAGGACCUUCCCAUAUGCAUGAUGAUCCUGAGGAAAGGGGAGUGAAGCUUGGACUAGGAGAUUUCAUUUUCUACAGUGUUCUGGUUGGCAAAGCCUCAGCAACAGCUAGCGGAGACUGGAACACAACAAUAGCCUGUUUUGUAGCCAUAUUAAUUGGUUUGUGCCUUACCUUACUGCUUCUCGCCAUCUUCAAGAAAGCAUUACCUGCUCUUCCAAUCUCCAUCACCUUUGGGCUUGUUUUCUAUUUUGCCACAGAUUACCUUGUGCAGCCUUUUAUGGACCAGCUAGCAUUCCAUCAAUUUUAUAUUUAGCACAUUAAAAAUUGGAAUCCCAUGGAUUUUUCUCCUCUGACUGUAGUAAAAUCUGGAGAGGACAAAAAAAUUUUCCUCUUCUUCAUGGAACAGUUUCAAGAUUCCCAGAUGGAUUCAUUGCAACUUUCUCCCAGUUUUUUGUGAGAACUUGCCUCCCUGAACAUUGAAAGGCAGUAAAUGGUUUUAAAUGUUCAUUUUUAAUUUUUUUUUCCUACAAGAAGCCACCUGGAUUUGUGAAUAGAAAUAGGAGGAAAACAAUAGGCUAAAAAAUUGUUAAUGCUUCCACCAGCAAUUUAUCCCUUGGUAACAGGUAGAUAUUACCAACACUACAGACUCUCAGGACUACUAUUGCCAAGAGGUUAAAUGAGGGAAGUUGUUAAACCAAACAGUAAUCUUUAUUUGAACACACAUGUUGAAAAAAGAUCAACCUAAUAAAUCUGUGUUAGUUAAGUGUUGAGCCAUUUGGGUGUAUCAUCAGGUGGACAGACAUCUGCAGCCAAAUGGAAUGGAGAAAAGGGAGGCAGCUUGCCACUUCCAGAUUUUUAUGCUAGAAGUUCAAGCCAUUUUCAAGUAAAAGAAUCUCUUCCACCUUGGGUCAAGCCAGGUGCUUAGACAGAUUUUAAUGGUUUUUUUUUUUUUUUUUUUUUGGUUGUUCUGAAGCACUGAAGUUUUAUCACUUUUCACUUUCACCAUUUCUUCUCAACCUCAAUCUAAAGUUAAAAAAAAAAAAAAAACAACUAGUCCAUCUCAAAGGACUUUGGUUCAAGAUUCAGUAGAUAUUGUGGUAAGGGGACUAUUCAAAGCUUGCUCCUCACCAGCAUUCUCAAAAUGCUUCGGCUGUUCAACUAAAUUUCUGUCCGUCCUUGCUGUGAUGGCAGCACACAAUUAAUCUUUGUUUUUCAACAGGUACAGCAUUCCAAGUUCAUGUUUCCCCACAUACCUUCCAUCUUUCCCCUUCACUCCAAAUUGCAUGUAAUUCUUCUAAGACAGAUAAUCCAUCAUAGCAAUGAAUGGAUGACCUAUUUAUUUUAGAAUUUAACUCAAGCAUGCUUAUAAAUUGCUGCAGUUAACCUUUUUCUUGUAAUUUCUUCACCAAUAUACAGACUUCAUCCAAAGUUUGUGGCCAAAAGCUGGGGAAUUAAAAAAAUAUGAUGUUUUGUGAUAUUCUUUUUCUUAGUCUGAUUCAAUAUUUCUGGCAGCUGUUGAGAAUUAGAAUGCACUGCUGAAGGCAAAUUAUUUUUUAAGUACUUUGUGAAUCAAUUUUGUUUAGCAAAGUUAGAAAGUAGUAGGUAGAAAGAUACUAUUUUUAGUCUAAAGCUUGGCCUAUGGAGAACAUGGGGUUAAGAGGAGAAGUCACUGAUGAGUGAAAAAGAGGCCUCAAACAGCGAAUAGGCAAAAUAAACCAAAUACUAAAGAGCAGAUACCAAAUCAUUUAUCAAAGACUUUACAAUUGGUUUUUUGUGAUUACACCUCUCCUAUUGCAGGUUGUUUCAAAAUAUCUUUGUUUGAAUUGAGGACAGUGAAGACUGUGAAAGCAUUAAAAUCCAGGUUCUGUACAAGUAUGCCAAACAAAAAAAAUCUGAUGACUGCCCUUUUUAGAGGUAAUCUCUCUAAAGUCUGUGUGGUAGACAGCAAACUCUGUUGGCCUUCUUUACCUCAGAGAACCUUUAGCUUUAGUGAUGAAAUGAUGUGAUCUGAAGGCGUGGCUCAGGAAUGGCCAAUAUCAUCUCUUCUCCUUAACAUGUUUCUAGCUGUAAUAUAUUUUCUAGAUUGGAGCAAUUCCCUGGAAUAUAUAUACCCUGCCAGUGGAUGACUUCUCUGAUUUAUUAUGGUAAUAAGUAAAAUGUGUGUAUUCACCUGGUUUGGGAUUUUAUGUUUAGAUAAUGCUUUUGUAUCUAAGUACUUGCUUAUAUUGGAUUGCUUUGGGAAUUUCAGUGGAAAUGAAGGAUGCAAAAAAAAAAAAAGGAUGAAUUUCAGAAUGUUUGAUUGUUUUGCUUUUUUAAAAAAGUCUGAAUAUUUUCUUCACUUAAUACUUUUCUCUUUCUUUCCCACUUAAAUAAUUUAAAGCAGGAAUAUUAUUUCCUGUAGUUUUACCUGUGAUUCAGAAGCCACUUAUAUAUCAAUUCAUCAUCUCAGGAAUUAAGUGAAGCAUAAAAUAGGUUCUUUUAAAAAAGGCUUCCAGAUAAACCCUAUGUAUUAUAGAUUUUGACUUCAAACUAGAGUUUACCUAAGAGAGAUUUUAUUGUGUGUUUAUUGGCCACCCUGUAUUUUAGUUUUUCCCCUUGAAAGGCUUGUGAUGCUACAUGCAAAUCUAAGCCAUGUCUAAAUCAAACUGUAUAACAACAAACAGACCAUUAUGUUCCAUUAAGUAGAGCCAAGGAUAUCAGUAGUAUGAAUUUGCCCCCAGACACUCUGUAAGGACAAGUUUAGACAUCCCAGAAUAUGAGGUCAUGGUAUGAAACAGAGGAAGUUCCAGAUGCAUGCUUUAAAGUCAUUCAGGAAUGGGUAGUCACAGUAUUCAUCUCAUAAGUGGGAAUCUGGGGAUAGCUAGCAGUGGGGCUCUUCCACAAUGGGAAGAGCACUGCAUUGAACUAACCAACAAAGUGCAACAGAUUCAGAAGUUAGAUAAAUUUCAAGUUUAGUUUAAAAUUAAAAUAUCCUUUAAAAGAAAGGAGUUAAUAGGUGAGAAAAUAGUAGAUUUGUAUUUAGUUUUGACACACAAAAUAAUAGAGUACAUUUUUGUAGAAAGUAGUUUACAAGAAGAUUGAUGUUGUUUGAUUCCCUGGACUAGAAGCCACAGGUUUUGUUGUUUUUGUUUUUGUUUUUGUUUUUUGUAAUGGCCAAUUCAAUAUUGUACUUCGAGGUUAUUUUCUUUCUUUCUUUUUUUUUUUUUUUUUUUUUUAGAAAACACCCUUAUCUUUUACUAAAGUAUCUUCCUACUAAAAGUUAAGCAAAACCAACUAUUAGAACAAAUUGCAGGUACCACAACUUCUUAUUGAUUGCAUUUUACAUUUAGAAAAAAUUGGAAAUCAUGAUCUUUGCAGAGCUUAGAAGAAAAGUAUGGGGAAAGGCAGCAAUUUAUUAUUAAUUUGUCUACCCAUAAAAGCAACAACUGAAUAUAUUGUUUUAAGUUCUGAAUGUUGGAUCUCCUCCCUGUGUGUCAUUUACAUCUAACAGGCUGCAAAUAAUAUUAUAUUACAUUUUGCUCUUAUCUAAAGCCGUUUCCCUAAAGACUUCAAAGCAUUUUUCAUAGAAACGCAUCUGUACCCCACUGGCAAAAGGGGAAAUAUAAGAAAUUAAGCAAUUAAUGGAAGUCAGGUGAUGUCAGAAGCAGAACUAGAGCUAUGUUCUGUGAUUCUUGACUACAAGUUCCUCAUUUUAUUUACCACACCAUGCGCUCAAUCAGCAACAUUUUUUUCCUGGAAGGAAGAGGCUACGUUACCUUGGACUUUUCUAAAUUUUUCAAGAGUUUCACUUGAACUGUGUUACUUCUUUCCUGUUUUCUAACAUACAGAUAACUUUAAGCUCUUUAAAACAUUGGAAACUUUAGGCAUAAUGACUGUAUACUCUGAUCUGUAACCACUUUUUCAUGGUUGUUAAGGGCUCUUGCCACAUGAACAUAGUUGACACUGAAAAUUGCAAUAAUGCUGUCAGAGCCUUAUGUAGCAUAUGCUGUCACAGCUUCUCUACCUGUACCAUCUCUGCAUGAGAAGCAGGCUCGUGAACUGGAUUGUGCUCAUUUCAGGAAUGAGUCUUCUGAGUGAACUAAGGCUUCUUUCCUUCUCUUCCUCUGAAUUUGCCCUUAUCAUAGGAAGACAGUACCCUACCUCCCUCUUCCCCUGCAGAUGUCCUAACACUGUGUUGGAUCCUAAACACUGUGUUGGAAAGGAGCUUUCAGAACUGUACAGAUGAUCUCACUGAUCUCAUGGCAGAGACUUUUGUAUCUUCAACUUGAGCAUAGAGCAUAUAUCUUCGUAACGUCUCUAAAAUCCCAGAAUAGAGGACUUUGAAAAUCACUCGCCAACUUUCAACUCUUUGCAGCCCUGCCAUAAAAGAAUGAUCUCUGAGUAGCUUAUUUGGAUGCCAUUAGCUGGUGGUCUUACCUGAUUAGAGGAAACACCUCCCUAAGGAGAGGAUUAUGUUAGGUAUUGCCUUGACCACCAGUAUAGUCCUGAUCAGAAACCUACCAAUUUUACCUGCUGUACUUGAAAGCUGCCUCCUGCUGACAUCACUCAAUGUCUCUGUCUACAAAGCAAUUUCAGAAUAUCUCAGAAAGGUACCACUUCCUGGAUGCUUGCUCUGUCAUUAAUAAGAGGAGACGGUUGGGUCCCUCCUCAAAUGUGCCUGACUAGAACUUCAGGUUGGACUAUGCAGUGGGGAAAGUUUCCUUCUUAGGACAUUUUCCUUUUUAAAAGAACAAGUAUUUAUUGGAACCAUUGGCAGCAGCUUCAGAACUUUGAAUCAUGCAGUGGUGGCUACAGGGUUGUGCACACUGCAAUAGUGGCUUGGUUUACAAUGCGAUUGGACAUGCUGGAAUAUGGGCUUCAUUGGGAUUCCUUUACUUUCAAGUGUUUGCUGUUUUGUUUUUGUUUCUACAGAUACUGAUUUGUACAUAAUCCAGAAAGAAUGUGAAAACAUCUUUUUGUAACACCUUUCAAAUUCUUGAUAAGAUACAAUUUUGAUAGAUUGCAAAAUUUUCCUGUAUUUGUCAGAUUAAUAAACUAAAGAUCGCAUGAAUCCUAA
Antechinus flavipes (yellow-footed antechinus) is the source of this 6326-nucleotide messenger RNA. It is a transcript of the gene PSEN1, whose product is annotated as presenilin 1. Gene Ontology annotation, molecular function: cadherin binding; aspartic endopeptidase activity, intramembrane cleaving; beta-catenin binding. Gene Ontology annotation, cellular component: endoplasmic reticulum; perinuclear region of cytoplasm; neuronal cell body. The record is from RefSeq and is a predicted model, not a curated record. Lineage: Eukaryota; Metazoa; Chordata; Mammalia; Dasyuromorphia; Dasyuridae. Bases 171 to 1583 code for a protein of 470 amino acids. Gene Ontology annotation, biological process: amyloid-beta metabolic process; negative regulation of apoptotic process; Notch receptor processing. The transcript has 11 exons.